UAAAUAAAUUAUCUAUUUCGAAAAAGAAGAAUAUUUGAAAAGAUAGCCCAGAAAAGGAGAAACUAACAAUAUCUUAUAAUUAAAUUUAUGAUUCUUUUCAAAAAAUUAUUAAUAUAAAAAAAAGUAAAUUAUCUAAGCAGAUUAUUAAUGGCUUCAAAGACCACCUUCAAAGAUCUUUAGGAAAUUCCUGAUUUCCCUAAGGAAGAAGAGAACAUCCUCAAGUUUUGGGAUGAAAUUAAUGCUUUUAAGCAACAAUUAGAAAAAACUAAGGAUUGCCCUCCUUUCACUUUCUACGAUGGCCCACCAUUCGCUACCGGUUUACCUCACUAUGGUAACCUUCUUGCUGGUACAAUCAAGGAUGUCGUUUGCAGAUACGCUUCUCAAAAUGGCAAAUAUGUUGAAAGAAGAUUCGGUUGGGAUUGUCACGGUCUUCCAGUUGAAUAUGAAAUCGAUAAGAAGCUCGGUAUCACCAAUAGACAAGAAGUCUUAAAGAUGGGUGUCGACAAGUACAAUGCUGAAUGCCGUAGCAUCGUCAUGAGAUACGCUUAAGAAUGGAGAUCAAUCGUGAACAGAUUUGGUCGUUGGGUUGACUUUGACAAUGAUUACAAAACUCUUGAUUUGAAGUUUAUGGAAUCCGUUUGGUGGGUUUUCAAGCAAAUGUUCGAUAAGGGAUUAGUUUAUAGAGGUUGCAAGGUUAUGCCCUACUCCAAUGGUUGUGCAACUGUCUUAUCUAACUUCGAAACUCAACAAAACUACAAGGAAGUUGAUGAUCCUUCUCUCUUCAUCGCUUUUAAGACUGCCGAAGAUCCUAAGACCAAGUUCAUUGCUUGGACAACCACUCCUUGGACACUUCCUUCUAACUUGGCUUUGGUUAUCAACAAGGACUUCGAUUACGUUAAGGUUUUAGAUGCUAAGACCUAAGAACACUACAUUCUUGCAGAAUGCCGUCUCCCUGAAUUAUACAAAAAGGAUAAGGAUGGAUACAAGAUCUUAGAAAAAUUCAAAGGUUCUGAACUCGUAGGCAGAGAAUAUGAACCUCUUUUCCCCUAUUUCCUCUCUAGAAAGCAAGAUGGCUGCUUCAGAAUUCUCGCUGGUGACUUCGUUACUGCUGAUGCUGGUACUGGUAUCGUCCACUGCGCCCCUGGUUUUGGUGAUGACGAUUACAAAGUCUCAGUUGCAAAUAACAUCAUCAAGCCCGAUGAUCCACCCGUACCUGUUGAUGAAAACGGUCAUUUCACUAAUGUCGUUUCUGAUUUUGCUGGUGUUUACAUCAAGGAAGCUGAUAAGUUAAUUAGAAAGAACUUGAAGGAAAGAGGUUUGUUGCUCGUUGAUUCUUCAUUCAAGCACAACUAUCCCUUCUGCUGGAGAUCUGAUACCCCCUUGAUUUACAAGGCUGUUCACUGCUGGUUCAUUAAGGUUACUGCCCUUAAGGAUGACCUUUUAGCUAACAACAAGAAGGCUUAUUGGGUUCCUAAAUUUGCUUAAGAAGGACGUUUCAACAACUGGUUGUAGAAUGUCUCUGAUUGGUGUUUCUCUAGAUCUAGAUUCUGGGGUAACCCUAUCCCUAUUUGGGUUUCUGAAGAUUUUGAAGAAGUUGUUUGCAUUGGAUCAGUUGAAGAACUCAAGAAAUUAACUGGUGCAACUGAAAUCACUGAUUUACACAAAGAUUUUAUUGAUCACCUUACCAUCCCAUCCUAAAAGGGUAAGGGGGUCUUAAGACGUAUUGAUGAAGUCUUUGAUUGCUGGUUCGAAUCUGGUUCUAUGCCUUAUGGUCAAUAACACUAUCCCUUCUCUAUGAACGAAGAAGAGUUCUCUAAGAGAUUCCCUGCUGAUUUCAUCGGUGAAGGUAUUGAUCAAACUAGAGGUUGGUUCUAUACUCUUAACGUUAUUUCUACUGCCUUAAGAAAUUCCAACCCCUACAAAAACCUUAUUGUUAACGGUAUCGUUCUUGCUGCUGACGGAAAGAAGAUGUCUAAGUCAAAGAAGAACUACGAUGAUCCCUUGCUCAUUGCCUCCAAGUACUCCGUUGAUGCUAUCCGUUUAUAUAUGAUCAACUCUCCUUUAGUCAGAGCUGAAGAAAUGAGUUUCAAGUCCGAAGGUGUUUUUGCUGUUAAGAAAGAUAUCUUCUUACCCUGGUACAAUGCUUACAAAUUCUUAAUCUAAAGUAUCACUAGAUGGGAACUCGCUACUGGAAAAGACUACAUGUUCAACGAACAACUCUCUGUUGAUACUACUAAAUUAACUAAUCCUACUGAUAGAUGGAUUAUUAUCUCCUGCCAAAACUUGAUCAACUAUGUCAGAAUUGAAAUGGAAAAGUAUCACUUGUACAAUGUCGUUCCUCGUUUAAUCCACUUCUUAGAAAACUUAACCAACUGGUAUAUUAGAUUAAACAGAAACAGACUAAAAGGUGAUUACGGUCUUGAAGAAUAAGAAACUUCCCUCAACGUCUUAUUCAACGUUAUCUUAAACUCCACUAUUUUAAUGUCACCUUUAGUUCCUUUCAUCACUGAAAGUUUCUAUCAAAACUUAAGAAAGGUCAUUCCUAAGGGUUCUUCUUACUUAGAAGAAUCUAUCCACUUCUUGAGAAUCCCUACUCCUAAGCAAGAACUUCUCGAUGAAAAGAUCGAAAGAAACUUUGAAAGAAUGUAAAACAUCAUCAACUUUGCUCGUACUUUAAGAGAAAAGAGAAAGGUCUCUCUUAAGCAACCUAUCAUGUCUUUGACUGUCAUCAAUUAAGACUAAGAAUUCCACGAUUCCUUAAAGGAUUACAUUCAAUAUAUUGAAGAUGAAAUCAACACUCCUUCUAUCCUCCACGAAAUUAACACUGCUAAUUAUGUUGACUUAAAGGCCAUUCCUAAUCACAAACUCCUUGGACAAAAACUUGGUAAGGAAUACAAUAAGGAUCUUAAGGCUGCUGCCGGUAACUUGUCUGCCAAGGAUAUUGAAACCUUGAAGACUACUGGAUCUAUUGAUUUAGUUGGCAAGAAAUUACUUUUGGAAGACUUCACCAUUACUCAAAAUUACAAGAAAGAAUACUCUAGUGGUGACUUAGAACUUGGUGGUGAAGGUGAAGUUAUUUUACUUUUGAACCUCGCUCAAGAUGAAAAGUUAAAGAGCAAAGGUCUUGUUAGAGAAUUUACCAGCAACGUUUAAAAGACCAAGAAGAAAACCGGCUUAAAGGUUGACGAUAACAUCGUUAUUUAUUAUGAUGUUACCAAAGCACCCAAGUUAAAUGCUGCUAUUUAAUCCGAUUUAGAAGCUGUCCAAAAGGUCUUAAAGAAACCCCUCGUUCCUUUAUCUGAAAAGAAUGCUGCUCUUAAGAUUGUUGAAAACUCUUUACUUACUUUCUAGGUUGAUGAAGAAUCCGUUACUAUCGAAAUCGCUUAUGCUUGAAAGAUAUUCUAUUUAAUAAACAAUACUAUGAUUUUUUUUUUAUUUAAUAUGAUUACUAAACAUUUAAUUUAUAAUUAAAAACUAUCUUUCUUUCUACCUAUUUUUCUGUCUGUUUGUUAGUCUACAUUUCUAUUUUGUAGAUUUACUUCAAUUUUUUAAAUUUUAAAUAAAUAAC
This is a messenger RNA of Tetrahymena thermophila SB210, 3568 nucleotides long. Its product is annotated as isoleucyl-tRNA synthetase protein. The record is from RefSeq and is a predicted model, not a curated record. The transcript is spliced from 9 exons. NCBI's taxonomy places the organism in Eukaryota, Ciliophora, Oligohymenophorea, Hymenostomatida, Tetrahymenidae. Gene Ontology annotation, molecular function: aminoacyl-tRNA deacylase activity; tRNA binding; isoleucine-tRNA ligase activity. Gene Ontology annotation, biological process: isoleucyl-tRNA aminoacylation.